AUGUCUGCACACAUUGUCAGGUGGUCUCCAGAUGGAGAUAAAUAUGAGGUGGUGGUAGAUGACGAGGUGAACAUCUAUGACCUGGAGACGGCGUCGGUGACAGGAACAAUCACGAACUCCAAAAGAAUCUCCUCUGUUAAGUUCUUAAAUAACUCCCUCCUGGCCGUCGCAGGAGAUGAUGAGAUCGUGAUGUUGUGUGAAUUGGAAAAACUGAAAUGUGUGUGUGAGUUCAAGGCUCAUGAAACAAGGGUGAAAGCAGUGGACAGUUUUAUGAUGGAGGAUUACUGCGUGUUGGUGACGGCUUCCAAUGACAGAUUGAUCAAGAUGUGGAAGCUCCACCUUAAAGAGGAGCUGGAACCUCCCACCCUCCUCGUGGAAGUGAACACCUCGGCCCGGCUGACGUGCCUCGCCGUGUGGAAACCUUCAUCGGUGCAGCCGCCCGCUGAGGAACCAGCAGCUGCUGCGACGACAUCUGAAGAACUCACUCGAGAGCUUUCAAAGACCAAGAGAGUUCGAAUUGCGACGGAAGUAGUCGUUCUGGAAGACGAGAGCAAACCCAGAAAGAAGAAAGAAAAAGGCAGUUGGAAAAUGAAAUGAGCAGCAAUAAAGAAAACAUCUUUCAAAGAUCUACAUGCACUCUUUUAUAUGUUUGAACUAUUUUUUUGUUGAACAUGCUGGUACCUGUA
Molecule: messenger RNA, 686 nt
Organism: Limanda limanda (common dab)
Lineage: Eukaryota; Metazoa; Chordata; Actinopteri; Pleuronectiformes; Pleuronectidae
Product: p21-activated protein kinase-interacting protein 1-like
Exons: 6
Coding region: 1-597 (198 amino acids)
Molecular function (GO): protein binding
Source: RefSeq, a predicted model, not a curated record